AUGACGAGCUUCUGGCGGCAGUACGGCAUUCAGCUGUACGGGUUUCUGGUCAAGACAUUCCUGCAGCGAUGGCGCAUGCCCAUCUCCACGACGGUGGAGAUCCUUCUCCCUUGCCUCUUCACGAUUUUGAUAUCCGUUGCCUACUGGAUGUCGGGCAGUUCGACGGUGCCGGCGCAGAUGUACGACGGUGGUGCCUACGUGCCGCUGAACAUGACGGACUUCGUGUCGUAUUUUAUGUGCAAGAAGAUGGGAUCAACGCUGAGGGUGCCGUGGCACCCGUGCCCGCCCGGGAUGAAUGCAUCGUCUCUCACGUGUCUGUCGCUCAUCGGUAACGGCACUGAGAUUUGCAUCCAGAACUCCUUCUACACGGUGCUGUCCUACAUGCUGUACGGCAUGUACUAUGGCAGUGGCUCGUUCGGCAUGAACACGAUGGACGGCCACCUCACGCUCUCGGCCUUGGUGACCGAGGUGACACGCAAGGAAAACCCAACCUUCUUUGGCCGGGGUGGUAGGAACAGCCUGUCGCACUAUGGCAAUCUGCUGGUGUCGAGCAACUCGCCUGCGCUGGCGCGAAGCUUCAUGGCGUUCUGCCGCCAAAGCAGCGGCAUGUGCGGCGAGGUACUCUAUGAAACAGCCUUCACUUCACUGGCUAGUGCCAAGGAGUACGCGGCCGCCCACGAGGACACCGUCUGGGCCAUUGUCGACCUUCCGGUGACCUCCCUCACGUCCAGCGACAAUGCAGAGUUUACCAUCAGCAUGAACUUCACGGCGACUGCGCCGACGGUGAAGGAGCCGCAGAAGAGCCUCUUCACGCGCGGCCUUGGCGCCAAUGACGGCAGCGACGGCUACGUGCUCUACUGGGCCAGCGGCUUCUUGACGCUGCAGACGUUUGUGCACGAGUUCUACUUGGAGCAGGCGCUAAGGAUGUACCGCAUUCGUGGCCCUUCCACUUACUACACGGAGCCAAGCUCCGACGUGGAGGGCAUCAGCGCGUACCUCACGCAGUACGGAUCCACCGUAAUCCCGAUGCCGACGCCUCCGCGCUACAACAACGCGUUCCUGACGAAGUGGGCCUACUACAUUCCACUGCUCGCCGUGAUGGCUGUGCUCUAUCCGACUUCGCGCCUCGUGAUGCUGAUCGUCGUUGAGAAGUACAAUGGCAUUCGCGAGGCGAUGCUGAUCAUGGGCCUGCAUCCGUCUUGCAUGUUUGUUGGGUGGUACUCCUCCACGCUCAUCAUGGACUUGGUCUCCUCGCUGCUCGUCGCCCUCUUUCUCAAGAUCGGCUUCCUCGACAAGGUGGACUACGGCCUCCUCUUGCUGCUCUACUUCUCCUUCAUGCAGCAGAACACGGCCCUGUGCUUCUUCAUCAGCUCCAUCUUCCGCAACCCACGCGUGGCGAGCUGGUUUAUCGCGUUUGUGCUGUUCGUGCUCGCGAUCCCGUCCUUCUCCUUCCCGACCGGCAUGACGGACAUUCAGAAGAUUUUCUGCUGCCUGGCCCCCUGCGUCGGCUACAUUCAGGCAUUCAACACAAUGCUGAACUACGUAUCCUUCGGCUUCCACUUUGGGUGGCCACAGGCGCGCACCGGCUACUUCAACUUCUCCGUCGCGGUUGGCAUGAUGUGGGCCUCGUUUGGUGUGCUGAUGCUCCUCAGCUUCUACUUGGACCGUGUCUCCUGCGGCACCGUCGGCCGCCGUGCCCACCCCUUGUUCUUCCUCAUGCCGCUGGUGAACCGCUUCCGUACGACCAGGGCAUCGCUGAUCAAGAUGUGGGACAUGGGCAGGCCGAUUCGCCCCGGUUCUCUGGUCGAGCGUGCCAUCAACGACGACGAUCCACCCAGCGCGUCAUUUGCAAACUGCUCGUUGAAGAAGGACAGCAAGGGGUUGCCACAGGACAACAGCCGACUCAUCGAGCACUACCAUGACGUCGUCAGCACACAGGACCCCACUGUGGCUGCCAUCUUCCAUCGCCUGCGCAAGGUCUACGUUGGCGGCGGCAUCCUCGGCUUCUUGUACACGUACUUCACAGGGCUGUUCCGCGAUGGCGACCGCAUCGUCGCGCUGGACGGCGUGACGUUUGCGAUGCGCACCGGCGAGGUGAGCGUGCUGCUCGGCCCCAACGGUGCCGGGAAGUCCACGAUCAUGGGUGUGGCGACCGGCAUGGUGAACCCGACCAACGGCGACGUUUACGUGCGUGGCUACAACGCCCGCACACACCUUGAUGAGUGUAGGCAGAACAUCGGGUACUGCCCCCAACGCGAUAUCGUAUGGUCUCUGCUGACGGUGGAGGAACACAUCACUUUCUACGCGCGCAUGAAAGGCUCCCACGCAGUGAACGUGCAGGAGAAGGUGGAUUAUGUGGUGGACCUCCUCGACCUGCAUGAGAAGCGCCACUGCAAAGCGAGCGAGCUGUCGAGCGGCCAGCGCCGGCGUCUGUGCGUCGCGAUCGCCAUGGUCGGCGACUCCUCCGUGCUGUUUCUCGACGAGCCCACGGCCGGUAUGGACAUCAAGGGUCGCAAGAUCGUGUACGAGGCCCUGAACCGCACCCGCAAUCAGCGUAGCGUGCUGAUCUCGACUCACCUUCUCGACGAGGCCGACCGCAUUGCCGACCGAGUGCUCAUCGUGAACAAGGGCCUGCUGUGCGCGGAGGGCUCGGCGAUGUACCUCAAGUCGCAGAUGGAGGUCGGGUACGUGGUGACGUGCCUACUGGAGAGCAACAUGAGCAAAACAGAGGAAAACUGCGCUGCCGAAGGGCUGGUGAACUUUGUGCGCGCCGAGAGCUACGCGGCGCAGCGGGCCGGCGACAGCGACAACGAGGGGUGCGUGGUGCUGGGGGUGCAGCGGCGCGGGCGCGAGGUGUCUUUCCGCUUCCCGAUGACCCUCCUCAGCUCAGCCGGCGUGACGCUUCUUUCUGCGAUUCAGCACAACAGCGAGCGACUGCGCCUGCGCAACGUCGCGCUUAACCUGGCGACUCUCGAAGACGUCUUCUUCACCGUCACUUGCAGUGCACCGCUCAUGUCAAGCGUGACAGACGGCGAGCUUGUCGGCGGGCGAGAGGACGAAGGCGGCGUGCUGUCGAUCCCUGACACGCCGUCGACUAACGCCGACCUCUACGCGGAGAAGACGAGUUACUUCUUCGUUUUCUGCCGGCAUUUCCGCGCGCUCUUCCUCAAGCGGCUGCACUACGCCCAGCGCGACAUCAAGCUGCUUGUCUAUCAAGUGGUGCUGCCGAUAAUCUUUCUGCUCCUGUCGCUGUUCAUCAGCCUUGUGCGAGACCCCAGCCAGCCCGCGCUGCGGCUCGACAUGACUAUGUACGAUGACUACGCCACCCACCCAUCGCAGGUGAUGACGGCGUACUCUAACUUCUCCGGCUACGUGCAGAACAUGACCCGGUACUUCAUGAACGUCACGAACGCCUUCUGCCUCAGUGCAAACUUGUCCGACAACGCCUGGGGCCCGCACUACCUGACCGACUUCCGUGCGAUGCCGUCUGGCUUGCCCAACGUGUCCAACGGCAUGAGCCGGCUGCUCCUGAGCGAAAUCAUGUCGCACAAGGAGCCGCGCUACAUUUCCGUGGCGCCGGUAGGAGCGGUGUUCCAGAAGGGUGCGCCGAAGAAAACCCCAACGCUGCUGCACAACACGUCGUACAGCCACUCCGCUCCGCAGGGCGUGAGCGCGCUCUACCACCUCGCCAUGUAUCAGCUCUUCGGCACCGCCGUGCCGACGCCCACCGCCGUCAACUCUCCCAUGAUGCUUGGCGAGUUUGAAAAGACGCUGGUGACAGCCAACAAGCAGGUCAUGGUUGGCAUCUUCAUCAUUCUGCCCUUCAUCUUCAUUCCGUCCAACACGAUCUCCUACAUCGUCGAGGAGAAGGAGUCCGGCGCCCGCCACAUGCAGUGGCUCUCCGGCGUCAAUGUCCUGGCGUACUGGCUGAGCAGCUUUGUGUUCGACUUUGCGAGCUACCUCGUGACGCAGAUCUUGGCCUUUAUCAUUUUCCUCAUCUUCAAUCGAACCGAGUUCAUCGGCAAGGACAACGUCGGCGCCGCCGUUGUGCUCUUCUUCUUUUUCGGCCUGACGUCGAUCCCGUUCAGCUACUUUUUGAGCUUCUUCUUCCGCUCCAGCUUCACGGCACAGUCCGUCGUCUUUUGCAUCAACUUCACCUUUGGCUUCCUGUGGGUGACACUGGAGUCGAUGAUCGCCGAGCAUGCACUGCAGUUCGCCGAGACGAUGGCCUACAUCCUUCGCAUCAUCCCAGCCGUGAGCUUCGGUGAGUCCAUGUUUGUGCUCUCUGGCACGCAGCUGGCCAACUUGAUGUUCCCGAACCGCGCCAAGAAAAGCUUAUUUUCGCUGCUGAAGUUUAGCGAGACAGGCAGUCCCACAGGCGGCAUCGGAACAGGCCUCAUCUACAUGUCUUGCGUUGCUGUGGCCUGCACUGUGGCACUCGUGGUUCUCGAGUACCUGCGGCUGCAGCGCGUUGACUCCGCCUUCACGCAGUGCUGCACAAAACUGAACAUCGAGGACGAGGAGGAGCACCGCCGCCUCGAGGAGGCAGAUCCGUCCGUGAAGCAGGAGGAGGACUACGUGUGCGCAGAUAAGACAGGGCCCGAGUCGACCCGCGUUGCGGUGCAGCACCUCAGCAAGCGCUACCUCGGCGCCGAGCACGCCGCUCUCCAGGACAUCUCGUUCGGCGUGAAAGAAGGCGAGGUGAUGGGCCUGCUGGGGCUUAACGGCGCCGGCAAGACGACGGCGGUGAGCAUCCUCGCAGGUGAGGUGGUCGCGACAGGCGGCGAGGCGUUUGUAAACCACUACGCGGUGCAGUCGAUGGCGAGCCGCCCCUUUGUUGGCUACUGCCCGCAGUACGACGCGCUGCUGAGCAAUCUCAGCGCCGAGGAGCACCUCUGGCUGUAUGCCCGCCUGCGCUCCAUCAAGGAGAAGCACAUCAGGGCCGAGGUGCACGUGCUGCUCAAAGAGCUAGGGCUGUACCCGUUCCGCAACCAGGCCGCCGCGUCCCUGAGCGGUGGCAACAAGCGCCGCCUGUCCCUUGCCAUUGCGCUGGUCGGCCGCACAACAAGUGUGCUGCUGGACGAGCCGACGUCGGGCAUGGAUGCUGUGGCGCGUGCACAGACGUGCGACGUAGUGCGGCGUCUCACAGCUCAGAAAUCCGUGGUGCUGACAACGCACCGUCUGGACGAGGUCGAGGCACUGGCCGACCGCGUUGCUUUCGUCGUGCGAGGCAACCUGCGCUGCGUCGGCACACCACAGGAGCUGAAGAACGCGUACAACAAGACUGCCGCCUACACGCUCAGUGUGCUCUUCCCCCAUACGGUGCAGUUGCAGGACACGGACGCGACCCUGGUGGAGAAGGUGCGCAGCUACGUGCUCGACACCAUCACCGCCACAGCGGGUGCGAAUGCGCAGCAGCUGACUCGGUGCGAGGUGGUGGAGGUGCACCCGUGCUCCAUGCAGAUGACCGUGAACAGCGACCUCCAUUCUAUCUGCGUCGCCGUUUCGCACAUGCAGAUGGGCCAGGCCAGCGGCAUUCCAGCGCCGACGUACGUCAGCGUGAGCCAGCCGACGCUGGAGGACAUUCUUCUUCUCCAUUAG
Messenger RNA from Leishmania major strain Friedlin, 5601 nucleotides. It is a transcript of the gene ABCA10, whose product is annotated as putative ATP-binding cassette protein subfamily A,member 10. The coding region runs from base 1 to 5601 and encodes 1866 amino acids. The record is from RefSeq and is a predicted model, not a curated record. The transcript has a single exon. Gene Ontology annotation, cellular component: intracellular membrane-bounded organelle; membrane. Gene Ontology annotation, biological process: lipid transport; transmembrane transport. Lineage: Eukaryota; Euglenozoa; Kinetoplastea; Trypanosomatida; Trypanosomatidae. Gene Ontology annotation, molecular function: ABC-type transporter activity; lipid carrier activity; ATP binding.